GUCCUCUUCCUAGGCCCAGUUGCCUCCAUCCAGCUCUGACACCGAGCUUCCAGCCUCAGUCUGCGUCUGUGAAUGGAGCUCAGUGGUGACCUUGGGCCCUUCAGGUGCCCACGACAAAGAAGGUGCCGUGGGGAUGUGGAGACAGGCGUGGUGCGCAGCCCCUUCGAGUACCCGCAGUACUACCUGGCCGAGCCCUGGCAGUUCUCCAUGCUGGCCGCCUACAUGUUCCUGCUCAUCGUGCUCGGCUUCCCCAUCAACUUCCUCACGCUCUACGUCACCGUGCAGCACAAGAAGCUGCGCACGCCCCUCAACUACAUCCUGCUCAACCUGGCUGUGGCUGACCUCUUCAUGGUCCUUGGGGGCUUCACCACCACCCUGUACACCUCCCUGCAUGGCUACUUCGUCUUCGGGCCCACGGGAUGCAACGUGGAGGGCUUCUUUGCCACGCUGGGCGGUGAAAUUGCGCUGUGGUCCCUGGUGGUCCUGGCCAUCGAGCGGUACGUGGUGGUGUGCAAGCCCAUGAGCAACUUCCGCUUCGGCGAGAACCACGCCAUCAUGGGUGUUGCCUUCACCUGGAUCAUGGCCCUGGCCUGCGCCGCGCCGCCCCUCGUCGGCUGGUCCAGGUACAUCCCUGAGGGCAUGCAGUGCUCGUGCGGAAUCGACUACUACACGCUCAAGCCCGAGGUCAACAACGAGUCGUUCGUCAUCUAUAUGUUCGUGGUCCACUUCACCAUCCCUUUGAUCAUCAUCUUCUUCUGCUACGGGCAGCUCGUCUUUACUGUCAAGGAGGCAGCUGCCCAGCAGCAGGAGUCGGCCACCACGCAGAAGGCAGAGAAGGAAGUGACCCGCAUGGUCAUCAUCAUGGUCAUCGCCUUCCUGAUCUGCUGGGUGCCCUACGCCAGCGUGGCGUUCUACAUCUUCACCCACCAGGGCUCCAACUUCGGGCCCAUCUUCAUGACCAUCCCGGCGUUCUUCGCCAAGAGCUCCUCCAUCUACAACCCUGUCAUCUACAUCAUGAUGAACAAGCAGUUCCGGAACUGCAUGCUCACCACCAUCUGCUGCGGCAAGAACCCACUGGGUGACGACGAGGCCUCUGCCACCGCUUCCAAGACGGAGACCAGCCAGGUGGCCCCGGCCUAAGCACUGCCAGGGACUCCGUGGCCGACUGUAGGAGUCUCCCAUCCCUCACACCCCACCCCCAGCCACAGCCACCCCACCAGGAGCGGCGCCUGUCAGAACCAAGUUUCGCAGGCUCCGUGAGAGGGUUGUUUUCCCCUAAAGAAAAAAAAAUGAGAAAAAUGAUGCUCCCCUCUCAGCGGGGCAGCCCAAGACGAGGCACCCACCGAGACCCCGACCUGGAGUCCCAGGUUCCCAGGGGCCCAUGGGACCUGCCUGUUUCCCUCCUCCCCUAACUCUUCUCUCAGGAACAAAAGAACUCUUGCUCUCUGGAAAAGUGUCCCAGCUUAGGGCUCAGAAUCUAGCACAGAACGGGGCACACAGUAGGUGCUUAAUAAAUGCUAGAUGGAGGAAGGACAGAAUGGAUGAAGGAGUGAGUGGAGGAAUGAAUGAAGGGACGAGUGGGCCGGGAGAACACACCCGCUGUCUCCAGCUCCCUUGACGGAAGCAGCUCGCACCUGGCUGACGAGUUGCAGAAGUUGUAUCUCUCUCCCUGGGGUCCCACUUGCUUCCCCCAUAAAAUGGGAAUCCUCACGCCCUGCCCGGCCUCCUGGCUGCUGUGUGUGUGUGUGUGUGUGUGUGUGUGUGUGUGCGCCCGUGUGAGCUGAAGCGCUCUGUAAAUAGUUAGGAGCGGUACAGACUGUAGCCAAUGUUAUGAAUAAGAUCAAUUAAUACAAUGCAUGUGAUCCUCUCCUCUCGACAAGUGACCAUUUGGAACUGGGCAGGGCCCCAGGCAUUCAGAGGGUGGGUCUCACCCAGCCUCCAGAGGUUUUACAAAAUUAGCCAGGAAUCAAGGCCAGCCCAGGACUGGGGGCUGGGCUUCAGAGAGGGACAGUCUCAGGACGCCGAGUGCAGCCCCAGGCCCGAUAGAACAGCCUCCGGGCCUAGCGUGGCCCCUGCAGUGUGAGGCCCAGGCCCAGGGCCUCCCCUUCCCAAUGCAGCCUGCAGAAGGGCAGGCCUCCCUCGCAGCCUCUGGGAGCCCCGGCAUCUCUGGGUUAGCAUGGAGCUCCCAGAAGCCCUGCUCACCUCCCACAUUUAAUGAAGAGCUGAGUCCCUGAUGUCACCCUUAUCUCCAAGAGCUUAGACAUUCGGCUGGGUCCCCCUUCCUUGGGACGUCCGUGGGGCUCAGUUUCCAGCUCCCCGGCUGGCCGAUGCCCUGUCUUCAGCAGCUGCUGGCCCAUUCUCCAAUCUGGAGUCUUUGCUCAGAAUUGAGCUGCCUCGGUAACUGCCCCUCCUCAACGUAACCAAAGCCGGAAACUCUAGCCUUCCCCAGUUCUGCCUGGAGACAAAGGCAAAUCGAGGCAUUAAAAGCUCAGCUCCUAUGCUUGGCAUUAA
Messenger RNA from Oryctolagus cuniculus (rabbit), 2511 nucleotides. Lineage: Eukaryota; Metazoa; Chordata; Mammalia; Lagomorpha; Leporidae. The record is from RefSeq and is a predicted model, not a curated record.